Brachypodium distachyon (stiff brome) is the source of this 2161-nucleotide messenger RNA. Its product is annotated as beta-glucuronosyltransferase GlcAT14B. The transcript is spliced from 4 exons. Gene Ontology annotation, molecular function: glucuronosyltransferase activity. Bases 179 to 1462 code for a protein of 427 amino acids. The record is from RefSeq and is a predicted model, not a curated record. Lineage: Eukaryota; Viridiplantae; Streptophyta; Magnoliopsida; Poales; Poaceae. Gene Ontology annotation, cellular component: membrane.
AAUCACUCGCUGUGCGACGCGACGCGAUGUUCUCGCGGCCUCUAGUCUAGCACCACCGACGACGACGGCGACCCACCGACGGCGAGCCGAUCCACGCCGCCGCCACUCCGUUUACCUCCCUGCAGAGCCAGAGCGUGCGUGAUCUGGCGCCCUCUCCGGCUCCUCCUCUUCUUCUUCCAUGGGGUUGGGAGGCGUGAGAGGGGGCACCGGGGGAGGGGGCGGCACCGGGUCGGGCGAGCGGUGGCGGUGGAUCCUCUUCCUCUCGCUCGUCUCCGUAUCCUUCCUCUUCUCCUUCCUCUUCCUCGUCAUCUCCGCCUACUCCUCCCCGGCCCGCCUCCGCCUCCCGGGGCUCACCACGGCCCGCGCCGCCGCCGGCGCCGGCAUCCGCCGCGGCCCCGACGCGCUGCCCUGCCUCGCCUACCUCCUCAUCGGCGCCAAGGGCGACGGGCCCCGCCUCCUCCGGCUCCUCCUGGCCGUCUACCACCCCCGCAACCGCUACGUGCUCCACCUCUCCGCCGACGCCUCCCGCGACGAGCGCCGGGACCUCGCUGCCGGUGUCGCCGCCGCCGCGCCCGCCGCCGUCGCCUUCGACAACGUCGCUGUCGUGGGCACGCCCACCGCGGGGACGCCUGUCGGGUCGUCUGGCCUGGCAGGCACGCUGCGCGCCGCCGCCGUCCUGCUUCGCCUCCACCCCGACUGGGACUGGUUCCUCACCCUCAACGCCGCCGACUACCCCCUCGUCACCCAGGACGACUUGAUUCAUGCCUUAUCAUAUGUUCCAAGGGAAUUUAACUUCAUUGAUCACACUAGUGACAUUGGACAGAAAGAAUCUGAAAAAGUGCAAUCAAUGAUAGUGGAUGCCGGAAUAUACUUGUCAGGGAGGACCAACUUCUUCCGAGCCACACAGAAACGACCAAUUCCUGAUGCUUUUAAGUUCUUUACAGGUUCUCCAUGGGUCAUUCUGAACCGACGGUUUAUAGAGUACUGUAUUCUUGGUUGGGAGAAUCUUCCUCGGAUUCUUCUCAUGUACUUCAACAAUGUAAUGCUACCUCAGGAAGGAUACUUCCACUCAGUCAUAUGCAACUCACAUGACUUCCGUAAUUCCACCGUGAACAAUGACUUGAGGUUCAAGGUGUGGGAGGAUUCACCUCAUACAGAGCCCCUUUUUCUUAACAUGGAACAUUAUGAUAAGAUGGUGCAUAGUGGACGGCCUUUUGCAAGGCGGUUUCAGCAGAAAGAGCCAUUGCUGAACAAGAUUGAUGGCAAGCUACUAAGGCGCUUGGGCCACGGACCUGUUCCUGGUGCCUGGUGCUCAGGCAGGAAGAGCUGGUUCACUGACCCAUGUUCCCAGUGGAACGACGUGAAUGUUGUGAGACCUGGUCCUCAAGCCUUGAAGUUGCAGAAAUAUAUCAAUCGGACAUUGGAAGAAGCAGAUUCUGGCAGAACAUCAUGCAGGCGGUAGCAGCAUCUAAUUCUGAUAGCCACACAUUCUAUAGCUGAAAGCUUUGGGAUUUUCCAUUUCCCCGUGGCGGUCUCUCUGCUGUAGUGCUCUUGCUGAAUAAGCAGUUGUUUCCUCCCUGAAGUGAAAUUAGCACUUGUUGCGCCAGAAUGCAGACACAUAUAUUUAUAACUACAGAGGGCUCUUUCUGGAUUCCGUUGUCGCCAGUAAACUACCUAUAAUCUUGCUCCCUUGCUCCCAGAGUCCGGAGCUUCACUUAGUCCUGGCAACAUCCAUUUGGACCAUUUCUGGAUACACCAUUACAUUGAGGACACAUGUUAGAGCAGAGGUUUAAUAGAAGCCUGUCGGUGGUGUAGUUCAUAUGUGCUGGUCUUCAUAUUUGGCAGAAUGGGAGAGGAGCAGAGGACCUGAUCUCACUGGCAAUGCGGCUGCCAUUACAUAUGCUUCUUUUCAGUACUAGAAUGAGAUUCUAGGUGUCCAAUUAUUUCUUCUACGUGGUUUUCCAUUGCCUACUCUGUUCUGCAAGACUGCAACAUCAGUCCACAUUGCAAAGUGUGAUUGCUUAAGUCCCAUUGUGAGUUCAUUCAUCGCUAAUUUCUUCUCAAGCGACACUUUUUUUUUUGCGAGAAAUGCAACACUUUAAUGCAAAAAAACUUUGCUGUUCAUGCUGUUUGACCAUGAUGUAAUUGUGUCGAGAUUUUA